This is a messenger RNA of Vicia villosa (hairy vetch), 559 nucleotides long. Its product is annotated as protein MAINTENANCE OF MERISTEMS-like. The record is from RefSeq and is a predicted model, not a curated record. The transcript is spliced from 3 exons. NCBI's taxonomy places the organism in Eukaryota, Viridiplantae, Streptophyta, Magnoliopsida, Fabales, Fabaceae. Bases 86 to 559 code for a protein of 157 amino acids.
CCUGGACGCGGCGGCCGAGGCCGAGCAGGAGGGUAACGACCUAUUCAGGGAGUACCACCGCGGCUGCGCUCUCCGGUGCUGGUACAUGCAUGUGGUAGGCGCUGCAUGCUUUGUGGACAAGAGUGUCAGGUACGUCGACGUGGCCUACCUCCGCUAUUUCAUGGACCUGGAUACCGUUCACCAGUGGAACUGGGGGUCAGCUACUCUGGCAUAUCUCUACCAGAAGCUGAAUGAGGCCUCCAACUGGAGGACGAGGCAGUUGGUCGGAUCCUGCACACUGCUUACGAGCUGGAUCAUCUCCUACUUCUCCCGCAUCCACGGCUUUCACAUAGAUCCUGCGUACGUGGACGCCAUGCCCAGGGCCGCCAGAUACGCUCUCCAGAGGGGGAACGAUGCGGUGGGACCAUACCGUCUGUACUUGGACCGCACGAUGCACGACGACGUCACCUGGAGGCCGUUCGUCGACUACGCUCAGAUUGUCCCCUUUGACGGCAUUGCUCUAUAUUCAGGCUGGUUGGCAUGCGGGACCGGCAUCAUGGUUCGAUAUCUCCCUGAAUAA